CUGCAAGCAGUUUCAGAAGACGAAACCUGUAAAAGAACUCCUCGCGAAACUUCUUACUCCAUUAAAUCACUUCACCAACUCCAUCAAUCUCAUAGAGAGAGAGAGAGAGAGAGAGAGAGAGAGAGGGUUUGGAGAAGAAGAAGACGGAACACUGUUCAAUUGACUGAGAAUUUGGGAUUGGGAAAAGAAUGGCGGCUGUAGAUAUAGAGAGCAGAGGAGGAGGACCGGAGAAGAACGUCUCGAGGAGCAGCAACAAUUACUCCUCCUCCUCGUCGUUCGUGGUCGACGAUAGCGACGCGCAGUGGACCUCGUGGUUGAUGCCGAUGUUCGUGGUCGCCAACAUCGCGGUGUUCGUCGUGAUGAUGUACGUGAACGACUGUCCCAAGCACCACCGGACUGGUGGCUGCGUCGCCAAGUUCCUCGGGAGGUUCUCGUUCGAGCCUCUCAGGCUGAAUCCUCUCUUCGGCCCUUCUAAUCCCACAUUGGAUAAACUUGGAGCUCUUGACUGGGAGAAAGUUGUGCAUCGGCAUCAAGGAUGGAGGCUUGUCACCUGCAUCUGGUUGCAUGCUGGUGUCAUUCAUGUCGCGGUGAACAUGUUGUGCCUGAUACUCAUAGGAGUCCGCCUGGAGCAGCAGUUUGGGUUUGUGCGCAUCGGAAUUAUUUUUCUCUUAUCAGGUUUUGGCGGAAGUGUGCUUUCUGCUUUGUUUAUUCAACAUAUCGUAACCGUUGGUGCCUCUGGUGCUCUUUUUGGGCUGCUUGGAGCUAUGCUUUCGGAACUUCUUACCAACUGGAGUCUUUACACAAAUAAGGCUGCAGCUCUGGUCACUCUGGCAUUCGUGAUUGCUGUUAACCUUGCUAUUGGGAUUUUGCCACAUGUCAAUAAUUUUGCUCAUAUUGGUGGCUUCUUGACGGGGUUCCUUCUUGGCUUUAUUUUGCUUCCCCGUCCUCAAUUAGCAUGGUUAGACCAUCGCAAUCUUCCAGCUGACGUUCCUGUCAAAUCCAAGUACAAAGCCUAUCAAUAUGUGUUCUGGCUAGCUUCCCUGCUGCUGCUACUUGCAGGAUUUACUGUAGCGCUGGUGAUGCUAUUUCGAGGAAAGAAUGGCAAUGACCAUUGCCACUGGUGUCACUAUCUGAGCUGCGUACCCACCAAUAGCUGGAGUUGUGAUGGAAAUUAAAACCCCCGAGGGAGAUGGUCGCUCUCGAUAUGUUUGUACAUCGGGCAUUUUUAUUCGAGGGCAGUUCGACUUUGCUUAAUAGUUCACACGACCUAUUGAAAAAAGUAACAGGUAGUAUGUAUAUGUGACCGGUGUUGCUCUCUAGUGGGACUGUACAUGCAGGAUUAUAUUCCUUGUGCAAUAUUCUGUAUAUCUUGCCAUACUUACCGGCACAGACUGCUUAGUUGAGCUCAAUGCAGUUUCUUAAUUUUUAUGUAA
Rhodamnia argentea is the source of this 1433-nucleotide messenger RNA. RefSeq names its product RHOMBOID-like protein 3. Gene Ontology annotation, molecular function: serine-type endopeptidase activity. NCBI's taxonomy places the organism in Eukaryota, Viridiplantae, Streptophyta, Magnoliopsida, Myrtales, Myrtaceae. The transcript has 5 exons. Gene Ontology annotation, cellular component: membrane. Gene Ontology annotation, biological process: proteolysis. The record is from RefSeq and is a predicted model, not a curated record. The coding region runs from base 189 to 1175 and encodes 328 amino acids.